This is a messenger RNA of Aspergillus thermomutatus, 999 nucleotides long. RefSeq lists its product as uncharacterized. The record is from RefSeq and is a predicted model, not a curated record. The coding region runs from base 1 to 999 and encodes 332 amino acids. Lineage: Eukaryota; Fungi; Ascomycota; Eurotiomycetes; Eurotiales; Aspergillaceae. The transcript has a single exon.
AUGUUCGAGGACUUCUCCUUCUCUUCGCCGUCGUCCACCAGACCACCCCGGCUGGCGUUCGACGGGGACGAUCGACUCAUGAUUGAUUCUGAUAGUUCUAUGAUCUCGCCAUUGUCAUCUCGAUGCCCCUCACCUAGAUCGACGUCGUCGCAUAAGUUUCCCCGCAGUUUGCAUCGUUCGCGAUCAUCACACUUCCGUUCCCCUCAGCCGCCUACCUCUGUUCCAUUCUCCGCUUACGACGGCAAGAGACUUUCCAUCAGUACAUUGACAAGGAAGCUCCAUGAGCAUACAAUUCAGAGUCAGUCUCAAGAGGAGAAAGCUGACAACGUACCCGCCUCACCAUCGACGCCCCGGUCGGUAUCAGGGCAAUUCCAUGGAUAUUUCCUGACACCCCCGGACACAGACCAUGAUGAUGAGGGAUACUGUGACACGUCGUCGAUGACCUCUCUCUCACCCUCAUUGUCGCCUCAUCAGCAAUCCCCCUUUCUGGGAGCCAUGUCCGCCCCGCUGGACUUGACGUCGCAGGGUGGGGCUCUUGAAACUCUGUUGAACAGUGGACUUGAUACUACGAUGAACAUCCGGGCACAUCGGCAACAUAUCUCCCGCCUGCAAUGCAGUCCUUCCGACAUCGAAGCCAUCAAACGGGCUCUUGUUUCUGAAGAUGAGCCGUCGGAGUUCGACCCAUUCAACCAGGACGACUGUCAUCCAAGCUCACUUCCUCCGCAGCUGUCGCCCCGCAGGGGGGCUGUCACGCUCAGCCGGAGCCGUUAUCGACCGAUAGCCGCCACUUCCAGCCUUUCUGAUGCCUCAGGGGUUGAGCAUCGAGACCGGAGGAAAAGCACUGCUGGCGUUUCUUCAUCUCACCGUAUCGAAAAGAGCUAUUGCUUGUCAUCAAGCCGGGAUUACCGCAAGAAAAGCGAUCAAGGCCUGAGAAGGAAGAGCCUGGUCAGCGCCGCCUUGGCUUCUGUGAUUGAAAAGGCACCGCAGAUGACUCUUUGA